This is a messenger RNA of Conger conger (European conger), 4301 nucleotides long. Its product is annotated as peroxisome proliferator-activated receptor delta-like. Lineage: Eukaryota; Metazoa; Chordata; Actinopteri; Anguilliformes; Congridae. Gene Ontology annotation, cellular component: nucleus. The record is from RefSeq and is a predicted model, not a curated record. The transcript is spliced from 7 exons. Bases 308 to 1324 code for a protein of 338 amino acids. Gene Ontology annotation, biological process: hormone-mediated signaling pathway; cell differentiation; regulation of lipid metabolic process. Gene Ontology annotation, molecular function: RNA polymerase II cis-regulatory region sequence-specific DNA binding; nuclear receptor activity; zinc ion binding.
CCCCGAGGGGCCGGGGUGGGACAGGGGCUCACAGAAUGGGGACAGGCCGGAGGAGGACCGUCUGGAGCAGAGCGCGAGCAGCUGCAGCACGGCGGGCGUGGACAGCCCUGCCCCAUCCAGCAGCUGCACAGACCUGUCUCAGACAUCCUCACCCUCCCUGUCAGACCAGCUCCUUCUGGGUCGGGAGGACGCCACAGGGGCGGGGAUCAACGUCGAAUGCCGAAUCUGUGGGGACAGGGCCUCGGGCUUGCACUACGGUGUUCACGCCUGCGAAGGCUGCAAGGGGUUUUUUCGAAGGACCAUCAAAAUGAAGCUGGAGUACGAGCGCUGUGAGCGCAGCUGCCCCAUCCAGAAGAAGAGCCGCAAUAAGUGCCAGUACUGCCGCUUCCAGAAGUGCCUGGCACUGGGCAUGUCUCACGAUGCGAUCCGAUAUGGCCGGAUGCCGGAGGCGGAGAAGAGGAAGCUUGUGGCUGGGCUGCUCGCCAAAGAGACGGGCGUACAGAGUCCCGGUGGCUCUGACCUCAAAUCUCUGGCCAAGCAAGUCAACAGCGCCUACCAGAAGAACCUGAACAUGACCAAGAAGAAGGCUCGUAGCAUCCUGACCGGCAAGAACAGCGCAUGCCCGCCCUUUGUGAUCCAUGACAUGGACUCGCUCUGGCAGGCCGAGAACGGCCUGGUCUGGAACCAGCUCAUCAACGGCGCGCCCACCAACAAGGAGAUCGGGGUGCACGUCUUCUACCGCUGCCAGUGCACCACCGUGGAGACGGUCCGGGAGCUGACGGAAUUUGCCAAGAACAUCCCGGGCUUCGUAGACCUCUUCCUCAACGACCAGGUGACGCUGCUGAAGUACGGCGUCCAUGAGGCCAUCUUCUCCAUGCUCCCCUCUCUGAUGAACAAGGACGGGCUGCUGGUGGCCAACGGCCGCGGCUUCGUCACGCGCGAGUUCCUGCGCAGCCUGCGCCGGCCCUUCAGCGAGAUCAUGGAGCCCAAGUUCGAGUUCGCCGUCAAGUUCAACGCCCUGGAGCUGGACGACAGCGACCUCGCCCUCUUCGUGGCCGCCAUCAUCCUCUGUGGGGACCGCCCGGGCCUGAUGAAUGUGAAGCAGGUGGAGGAGAUGCAGGACAACAUCCUCCAGGCCCUCAACCAGCACCUGCAGACCAGCCACCCAGAGUCUGCGUACCUCUUCCCCAAGCUGCUGCAGAAGAUGGCCGACCUCCGACAGCUGGUCACCGAGAACGCCCAGCUGGUUCAGAAGAUCAAAAAGACAGAGUCCGAGACGUCGCUGCACCCGCUCCUCCAGGAGAUCUAUAAAGACAUGUACUAGGCCCAGAGAGUGCUUUCACACAAGCAGUCACAGACUCAUUACCCAGGAGCUGUUACAGAGCCCAGUUGAAAAUACUUUUAUUUUGGGGAGUUUGGUGCUGGUCCUAAAGUGUGUGUUCUGGGAAAAUACCACACACUGCAAACCAAGAGUCUCCCAUUUUCUCUUUUCUAUGGAUGAUCAUCACUAUUUUUGUAAACAGAUUUUUUUUUUAACUAGACCCUCCAAUCUUAAGGUUUUUACAGUGGCCCACCUCUUUUCCCGUAGUGUAGAGGAUCAUCAGUGUUUUUGAUCAGCGUGCUUGCUGUCUCAGUUUUGGAGACACAGUAAAAUCAUUAGCUUGUCUGGAGUUGUUACAGAUCUGAAAAGAACCAGCGGGGUAACGUUACAUCCAUAUUGCUGAUGUUGGACGAGCAAGGACCGUUUCCCUACCUGGGGUGUUUCUGAAAUGGGAAGCGGGCACAAAUAUGUACCAUAUUCUGAACCUCCUGUGGGGUCAUGUGACCACAGUAGCACUUUCUCAGAUUCUUCCAAGCCAAGUAGCUGAGGGCCACUUAACAUACAGUCCCCUCCAAAAGUAUUGGAACAGCAAGGUCAAUUCCUUUGUUUUUGCUAUACACUGAAGACAAUUGAGUUUGAGGUCAAAAGAUGUACAUGACAGACAGAUCCGAAUUUCAGCUUUUAUUUCUUUCUAUUUUUAUCUAGAUUUGUGAAACGACUUAGAAUAUGUCACCUUUUGUAUCAGACUACCCAAUUUAUAGAUGAGAAAAAGUAUUGGAACAUGUGACUAAUUGGGAGGAACUUCAUGAUGCCGCAAGACAAUGACCCAAAACACACUGCCAACACAACAAAGGACAUCAUUAGGGAGAAAAGUUUGAGACUGGGCAAGUCAAUCAGCAGACCAUAACCCAUUUGAGCAUGCAUUUCACCUCCUCAAGAGGAGACUGAAGGCAAAACCCCCCAGAACAAACAACAACUGAAAGUGACUGCAGUAAAAGCCUGGAAAAGCAUCACAAAAGAAGAAUGAAACAUUUGGUGAUCGCAGGCUUGAUGCAGUUAUUGCUAGCAAGGGGUAUGCUACCAAAUAUUAAGUGUUAUUUACUUUCAUUUACUUAAAUACUCUCUUCCAAUACUUUUGCUCACCGAAAGAUUGGGUAGUCUGAUACCAAAGUUGCUAUGUUAUUAGUAGUUUAACACAUCUAGGUCUAAAUACCAGGAAAUAAAAGCUGAAAUUCUGAACUCUUGUCUCACGUUUAUCUUUUUAUCUCAACCUCAAAUGUAUUCAGUGUACUGCAAAAACAAAGGAAUUGACCUUGCUGUCCCAAUACUUUUGGAGGGGACUGUGGACUGUAUUUACAGCACACAGAUCCGCUGUAAUUUACGCCCCCCUCAGAAGCAAGGACCUAUGGAUUCAGUUUGCCACUGACACAUCUGAACAAAUCCAUUGUCAAUGCACAGACAUCUUGUUUUCUGAGCACUGAAAUCAUCGCAUUGAAGUAUUUCCAGGUACUGACCUGUACCAUUGAGAGAAGAGUUUAAAGAAUCCAAAUAUACCUCACACCCAAGACACUUACAGUAUAAUGGACAAAUGUUGGACAAAAAGAUCUAAUAUACUUCCAGCCGAGCUCAUUUUUUAUACUGUGGAUCAAUGGGAUUUUUAACAAAUACUUGGGAGGGACAGUUCUCAAAGUUUGUUUUAUUACCUGAUAAGAGGACUGUUUAAAAUUGAAUUAAAAAAAAGUAUUAUUUGCUUAUGUUUCAGUAGGACAGAUUCCUCCCCACCUUGAAACUUAAAGUGAUGCUGACAGGGGCUUAGACUGUUUUUAAUACCACCAGGCCAUGGAGUUUAGGCCACUUUAAGCCAUACACAGGGUAAUGUUGCAACAUGCUUUAUUCACAUAGAUUAUACAAUGCUAAAAGAUUUGAUAAGUAAAUAUUCAGAUAUUAACACAAACAAAUCUUACUUGGCUAACAUCAGUGCGGGUGUGGCAGGUUACCUAAUGGGAGGCAGCGUCAUCAUCAUAUCUAAUAUCUCAGAUUGCUUUAUAUUUACUUUGUCUAUCUGAGUCAGUUGUCAACAGUGCAAUAUAAGUAGGCCAAAUUCAAUUUUGGUUGAUAUCUUGUGAGAGAACUAUGCAGGACAGAAUAGUUGUAACUAAAUUCAGUUUAAAGCGGUUUACUUUACACACACUUGUGCAGUUUAUUAAAAGAAUGUCCCGAGGAUGUUGCCUGUAAUUAAUGUGGUAGCUACUUAUUAGACUUUUGUCUAGGUUAGAAGAAUGAUCAUAGUUCAUUUUUCAUUUUUAUGAACAUUCAUUAUUUGCCCAGAUUAUUUGCUGAAAAAACUUUGAUUUGGUACCCUGCUUGGCAGGUGUAACAGCAGUGCCUGACCUGACCCAAACUUCCAGCCUUCUGAUGGCUUGUUUCCCUAAACCCUUGCUCCACACUGCAGACUUAUAGAGUGCUUGGUUUCUGAAGUAUUACAUUUAGAAAAAUAUUGUCACUCUCUUCUAAAAUGUUAGAUCCUCAUUAUUUUUUGUGUUAUUGUUAUUAUCAUGAGUAGAAUUAUUGUAUACUUGAAAUAAUUAUCUUUGUUCUGAAUCCCUCAUCUUUUAAAGUAAAGGAUUAUAUUAAAGUAGAACAUUCGUAUAGGCCAUCAUUGAACACUAAUAUUUCUUCUUGUAUUGAGGGACCCGGGUACAUUCCAGGAAGGCAUCAUUUCAGAAAAAGGAACCGCAUUACGCCCCCUCAGUCUCUCUAUGCACCCACACUGAUGUCAGCAAGUUAGGCGUUAUCAAGGAAUUUUUUUUUUUUUUUUUGUGGUUUUUUUUCUUGCGCAAAAUAUUAGCAAGUUCAGUAAUACAGCCACCAGCAGCCAUUCUGUGGAUUUAUCUCUAUAAUGUGUUUUUGUAUGAGUUGCUGAAACCGUGUCAGUGGAGCUUUAAUAAACUCACCUGUUACCAUUUCCGUCUGUCCAUAA